CUUUAUAUUACCACAGACCCACAAUCGAUUAAAAAAAACGCAACAGGGAUCGAAGGAACGGCGACGUUCUAAUUCAAUAUAUUCUAUUCAAGAAAUAAAAAAUUUGGAAAAGAAAAUAAAUAAAGACAUGGAGACAAACAGUGCUACACGGAAUACACGGAAAAGAAACAAUAGAUAUGCCACGAAUCGUAACGAUUAUAAAAAACGUAAAUCUAUCUUGCAACCCGGUAUGAUGGGAUUUUUAUGCACGUGCAACUAUCACGAGAAAGGCUGUGUUACUGAUGCCUACAGAUUGCUCAAUCUGUUCUCGGAUGAGAAAUCUGCAUCAGACAAGGAGUCUGCAACAUCAAGCGCAAUUAAUACAUUUGUUAAAAAGAAAGUUGAUAAAUUAUUAGAGGAAUCUGACAUCAAAGAUGAAGAUAUAUCAACUGCUUUAGAGAAAGAAAUCAAUGAAUUAAAAACAGAGCAUGAGAUGCCAUUACCUUUCCGAAAAUUUCAAGUAGUAGACACAGGUGUUAAAAAUAUGAUUUUUAUAGCAAGUACCAUACCAAAUCCAUUACAGCUGGUUACCAAAAUUGUCUCUGAGUUAGAUACAACCAAAAAGCAAUGUACUAGAUAUUUAUUAAGGUUACUUCCGAUUGAAGUUGUAUGUAAAGCAUAUAUGGACAAGAUUAAAAUAAAAGCAAGUGAAUUGUUUGAAAGAUAUUUUGCUCAAGAACCUAAGACAUUCAGCAUUGUAUUUAACCAUCGUAACAACAAUAGCAUUAAAAGGGAUGAAAUUAUUGAAGAUUUGGCAGAAAUAAUACUUAAAAAAAAUCCAGGUAAUAAAGCAGAUUUGAAAAAUCCAGAUAUAGCUGUGAUUGUUGAAGUGAUACGUGGCAUUUGCUUACUUUCUAUAGCUCCCAAUUAUUACAAAUUUAAAAAAUAUAAUCUUGUAGAAAUAUGCAACCGUACAAAAAAUAAGAUAUUUGUCAAGCAAGAAUCAAUAGCGUUGGCAAAAGAAGAAAACCAUGAAGAAGAUUCAGAUAGAAUACUAUCAAAUACAAUAAAACAAGAAGAGUAUAUUGAUAAUAAACAAAAUUUGGAUGCACAAAUUGAAGAGAAAGAAUAAGUUACUUAAAUUGUGUAAAAAUCUCAUUGCUUCACAUAAGUUUAUUUAUAU
This is a messenger RNA of Monomorium pharaonis (pharaoh ant), 1162 nucleotides long. Its product is annotated as THUMP domain-containing protein 1 homolog. The transcript has 5 exons. Gene Ontology annotation, biological process: tRNA modification. The record is from RefSeq and is a predicted model, not a curated record. NCBI's taxonomy places the organism in Eukaryota, Metazoa, Arthropoda, Insecta, Hymenoptera, Formicidae. Bases 128 to 1111 code for a protein of 327 amino acids. Gene Ontology annotation, molecular function: RNA binding.